AUGGCCUGGAGACAGCUGUUUCUGAUCUGUCUUGCAGCCAUUGCACUCCUGUCCAUGCUGCGGGAGGGGGCCGCUGUGUCAGUGGGCAUGAGGCAGGUGGCAGGACAAGAGGCACAGGAUGGUGAGUACCGGGGCCGCCCGAGGAUGUUCAUGCAGGAAUCAGAUGCCUUGAAUUUCCUCAAGAAGCGCAGCAAGCGGUCCCCUAGAUCCCAAGACGAGGUCAAUGUGGAGAACAGGCAGAAGCUGCGGGCAGACGAGCUGCGGAGAGAGUAUCAUGAAGAGCAAAGGAACGAGUUUGAGAACUUCGUGGAGGAGCAAAACGACGAACAGGAAGAGAGAAGCCGGGAGGCCAUUGAGCAGUGGCGCCAAUGGCAUUACGAUGGCCUAUACCCAUCCUAUCUCUACAACCGCCACCACAUCUGA
Molecule: messenger RNA, 423 nt
Organism: Rangifer tarandus platyrhynchus (Svalbard reindeer)
Lineage: Eukaryota; Metazoa; Chordata; Mammalia; Artiodactyla; Cervidae
Source: the annotation of a GenBank genome assembly